Yarrowia lipolytica CLIB122 is the source of this 606-nucleotide messenger RNA. RefSeq lists its product as uncharacterized. NCBI's taxonomy places the organism in Eukaryota, Fungi, Ascomycota, Dipodascomycetes, Dipodascales. The record is from RefSeq and is a predicted model, not a curated record.
AUGGUCUCCGUCCGAACUAUCGCUGUCACCGCUGCUCUGGUCUCUGCCGUCGCAGCUGCCCCCGCUCCUGCCCCUCAGCAGGUAGAGAACAGCGUCAUCCCCGCUGUCAACGACAUUGCCCACAUGAUCGAGACUGUCCUCAAGGGUGUCUACCGAUCUCUCAACCUGCUCACUAAGCCCGUUGGUGACCGAGUUACCCAGUUCCAGAACCUCGAGGCUGUCAUGGGUGAGAUCAACAACGAGCUUUACGACUUCGUCCACCACCUCUCCGAUACCCCUGCUCUUACCCUCAUCGGUUCUUUCUGGGGCACCAUCCUCUUUAACCCCCUUGUCCAUGCUUACCUGCUCAUUGCCGAGCAGGUUAUCGCAGUGGUUGGUGGCUUCAUCGGUGACGGCCCCGUCUCUAUCGCCACCACCCUUUUCUUUUCCUUCAAGGAUGACCUUGCUCUCUUCAUCAAGGCUCUUGAGAAGUACUUCCCCAACAUGACUGACCAGAUCACCUCUCUGGAGUCUGCCACCUCUUCUCUGGGCUCUGUCCUCUCCAAGGCUACUGCCGAGGCUGCUUCCGCUACCACCACCAUCCCCGGCCCCUCUGCUACCGCCUAA